Molecule: messenger RNA, 2441 nt
Organism: Labrus bergylta (ballan wrasse)
Lineage: Eukaryota; Metazoa; Chordata; Actinopteri; Labriformes; Labridae
Product: AT-rich interactive domain-containing protein 3A-like
Biological process (GO): regulation of transcription by RNA polymerase II
Cellular component (GO): nucleus
Molecular function (GO): DNA binding
Source: RefSeq, a predicted model, not a curated record
CUGUUUACCACCAGUAACAUUCAUCCAUCUCUCUUCCAGAUGACCUGACCCCCAACAUCAUGGCAGCCAGACCCUCCAUGGCGCUGGCCCUGGGUCAGCAGCAGGUAGCUGGUUUGGCCCGAGCCGCCACCCUGGAGCAGCUGAGAGAGAAGCUGGAGACCGGAGGAGGGGAGGGUCCGGAGAGGAAGAUGGCCCGCCUGGCUGAGGAGCAGCAGCGUCUGAUGCAGCAGGCCUUCCAACACAACCUGCUGGCUAUGGCCUCCCAAAUGCCCAUGAACCUGCGCCUGGGAGCCCCCGCCAUCACCACCAGAGAGGAGAAGCAGCAGGACAUGUCUCUGAGCAUCUCCACCAACGGGAACGCCAGCAUCACCGUCUCCGUGGAGGUCAAUGGAACAAUCUACUCAGGAACCCUGUUUGCUCAGAAGUCCGGAGGGGCCCCGGGGCCCGCUGUGUCGGCUGCUGCCGCCUCAGCCCCCCCUGCUGGAACCAGCACUAGCUUUGGCUUCUCUGCAGCCCAUGCUCAGAACCUCAGCCCCUCGUCCUCCGCCUCCUCUAAGGGUCCCAGCUCGGCUGAGACGGCCCCCAGCGGGUCCCCCUAACUCAGGCGGGCCCCUUUGUACCUGCUCCUCGGGGGCCUCUCUUCCCACCGGGGGGCCCGGCAUGAAAAAAAUCCAGUACAAUGAGAAACCGAUAAGAAAAACAAACUGUUGCACAACAAAUACCUCAUCAACCCUGUCGACCUCUUGGCUGUCCAAUCAUGAACACAGAGCCCGAGAAUAUUACACGACGACACGUGCCCAAACGCACAGCUAUGCAUUUAUACUCAACACACACACACACACACACACUACACUACACUACAAACACACACAGUGUCACACACACACACACACACACACACACACACACACACACACACACACACACACACACACACACACUUAUUGUAAUCAUUAUGAACAUGCUAAACACAAUCAGCUCAGCCAAAACCCACUGACAGGUGUAGUCACAACUGAACUUGAAAAGUUUUAUCUUAGGACAUUUUGUUUGUUUGUUUGUUGCCAUUUUGUUGUCUUGUUUUUUUUUUUUUUGAUUUUGUGUUUUAGAAUGAUUUUAUUUUUUAGUUUUGUUUUUUUCUCUUUUUACAUACCUCAAAUCAAGUAACCUGCAGUGGUGUCUUUACCUCAGGAGCUGUCGUAUAUUUAACCUGAAUCAACUUUAUUUUUGUAUUCUUUUUUGACCGAGUUGCAAUCAGGGGAAAGUCGGGUAACUCUCACCAGUGGAACCUCAUGUACAGAGCGCCCUCCUCCUCGUACUGAUGCUGUGGAUCAGCACAUCAUAAACAAACAGCUGAUUUCAGAACCACGACCUCAGCUCUGCGUCCUUGGUGGUGAUAGGAGGGUUAACGACCUCCUGACAUGGACGACAUUUCAAACUCUCCAGCGAUGGACGGGAUGAAGUUUAACUUAUUGCUGGUCCGCACACACAUGUAGCGCACAAAGAUGGAGGCGGUGCAGAGACCGAGUGCAGCUCUCAGACCUCAUACUGGCCUCUCUGCUUCAGGGGGGGCGUCGCUCUCUUUCUCAGGAAAACAAUGAGACAGCUGCACAGAAUCACUGUUCACACAAAGGAAGAAUGCACGAGUCCACACGACUGUUGAAGAGUACCUCAUGCGCCUCUCUGAAGGGAGAGCGACACUACAUACCUCAUAACGGCUGCAACGCCAUCCAGACUCCUCGACCGCCCCCGACCCGCGGUGGAACUCCUCCCUGAACUGGAACUGAACAUGAACGUACCGACGCUGCAGCGCUGGCGUUUUUUCUGGGGAUGAACAGAACUCUCUCUCUCUCGCUCUCUCUAUCUCUCUCGCUCUCUCUCUCUCUGUCUCUCUCUCUCUCUCUAUCUCUCUCGCUCUCUCUCUCUCUCUCUCUCUCUCUCUCGCUCUCCUCCCAUAUUUACUUGUAGAACAUGUUUUAUGCUUGCAAUCGUUUUCUUUUUACUUUUUAUUUUUGGUUCCUCCAGUUGUUGUCUGAAAAGAGUGAUUUAUAUAUAUCUGCAUUUUUUUCAGGGACAAGGAAAAAGCGAAGUCUCUUCCUCGCUUGACACGUGUAGAUUUUGUGGGGAUUGUUGACAGGUUUUUUCGAGUCGCAGGAGUCAAAAAAGAGUUAAAACAAACAAACGACCACGUUAACCUCAGGUUCGACUGCAGAUUGCAGCGAACGCGUCUUCGUUCAAUGACAGCGGGCGAAAUGAUUUGCAUGUGUACAAUCAUGUGACCAGUGUUUUUAACACCCACAAUCUGCUGGUUCUUGCACAGCUAGAAACCAAAGACUGGCCAGGUCGCUCCUCUCGAUUGAUCCCUCGUACAAUCCUGCCUGAACGCCGCUGUGCUGCACAGCAACGCAGUCCGUUAAGAGACUGCAAAAAAAAAAAAAAAAAAA